CCGGAUGAAGGCAGUAAACGGGGCUACACUUACAGAGAGCUUCAAGGCAGCGGAUCACACUAAGAGACUUCCUCUCGGCAGAAUGAGGGUUUUGCUCGCUGUCUCCGCUCUUGUGGUUGUGGCCGGUGCAGCCAGUGUUUCUCUGGAGGAUCAGGAGUUCCACACCUGGAAACUGAAGUUUGGUAAGAGUUAUGGUUCAGUGGAAGAAGAGACUCAGCAUAAGAUGAUGUGGCUGGACAAUCGUAAGCUGGUCCUGGAGCACAACAUACUGGCUGACCAGGGCAUCAAAAGCUACAGACUCGGCAUGAACCGCUUUGCAGACAUGGAUAACCAGGAGUACCAGCAGAUGUUUAAGGGCUGCCUGGGAUCCCUCAAGGAGUGUGAGAUUGAUAAUGCAACUACAUUCUUCCAACCGGUAGAGGGUGCUGCUCUGCCCAGGACUGUGGACUGGAGGAAAAAAGGCUAUGUAACCGAGGUUAAGGACCAGUGUCAUUGUAUGGCCUGCUGGGCUUUCAGUGCGGGGGCACUCGAGGGUCAGAUGUUCAAGAAGAAAAGGAAGCUGGUAAGCUUGAGCGUGCAACAGCUGGUCGACUGCUCCUGGUAUUUUGGAAACCAUGGCUGUAAAGGUGGUUGGCCGCAUUGGGCCUUCAAGUACAUCAAGUCCAGUGGAGGCCUGGAGACAGCGAGCGCCUAUCCAUAUCAGGCCAAGGAAGGGAAAUGCAGGUAUGACAAUCAGAGAGCAUGGGCUAAGUGCUCUAACUAUAAAAGAGUGAGGCCCAAAGAAAAGGCUCUGAAGAACGCUGUGGCCACAGUCGGACCUAUUUCUGUGGCUAUAGACGCCUCGCAACACAGCUUCCAGCUCUACGAGUCAGGUGUGUAUGAUGAGCCGAACUGCAGCAGCACUAACCUGACUCAUGCCGUACUGGCUGUUGGUUAUGGCACUGCCAAAUCCAGAAAGGACUACUGGCUGAUCAAGAAUAGCUGGGGUACUGUGUGGGGUGAUAAAGGCUACAUCAAGAUGUCCAGAAACAAGAGGAACCAGUGUGGUAUUGCCACAUAUGCUUACUACCCUGUGGUUUAAAGACUGGAGAGAGAGCCUGAACACCCCAAGAAAGAGGUUACAGUCUGGAAAGAAUUUAUUCACCAGUGCAGCAAAAAAGUUUUCUUUUGACAUUUAUCUCUGAAUUGCCU
This is a messenger RNA of Colossoma macropomum (tambaqui), 1191 nucleotides long. RefSeq names its product cathepsin L1-like. Gene Ontology annotation, molecular function: cysteine-type endopeptidase activity. Bases 5 to 1081 code for a protein of 358 amino acids. Gene Ontology annotation, cellular component: lysosome. The record is from RefSeq and is a predicted model, not a curated record. NCBI's taxonomy places the organism in Eukaryota, Metazoa, Chordata, Actinopteri, Characiformes, Serrasalmidae. The transcript has 9 exons. Gene Ontology annotation, biological process: immune response.